CCAACCUAACUAACAAUUCAUCACCGGUUACAAAUUUAUUUACUUUAAUAGUAUUGUGAUUAGCCAAUAGUAAAUAAUAAUAACUCAAAUGGAUUGGUCAGAGCAUCAAGUAGUGUUGUACGGAAUUAUCUCCUUUUUAUGGAUAGAAACAUUAUGGGAACUGUACCUAGUUUGCCGACAGUUAAAAGUCUACCGAACUACCUUAGAAGUACCUCAACAAUUAACCCAUGUGAUAACUAAAGAAACAUUUGAAAAAAGCCGUACUUAUGCCUUGGACAAAGCAAGAUUUUCCAUUAUCCAAACUCUCUUCUCUCUCUGCUUAACAACAUUCAUACUUUACAAUGGAGUGUUUUUCACAUUUUGGAACCGAGCACAAAAUUUUCUACAAGAAUUUGGGUACACGAAAGAAAAUGAAAUAUCUAUUAGCAUGGUGUUUCUACUGUUUUUCAAUUUAUUCUCAACUGUGUUAGAUUUGCCUUUUACCAUAUAUUACACAUUUGUACUAGAAAGUAAACAUGGGUUCAACAAGCAAACAGUUGGAUUUUUCAUAAAGGAUCACAUCAAACAAUUUAUAGUCAUGCAAGUAAUAUUCUUAUUGAUAUCAGCGGCUUGCAUUGCCAUUGUUAAGUCUGGUGGCGAGUAUUUCUUUGUUUGGUUAUGGCUAUUUGCAUUUGGUACAAGUAUUAUAUUCAUGACAAUAUAUCCUACAUAUAUUGCUCCAUUAUUUGACAAAUUUACACCUCUGGAAGUCGGAGCACUUCGAACAUCAAUAGAAAAAUUAGCAGCUUCAUUGUCAUUCCCUUUAGAACAAUUGUUCGUUGUUGAAGGUUCAAAACGUUCUGUGCAUAGUAAUGCCUACUUUACAGGAAUGUUUGGAGCUAAAAGAAUAGUGUUAUUCGAUACACUUUUGCAUAAAAUUGAUGAGGAUACUAAAGAAGAGAAAGGCUGCAAUGAUAGUGAAAUAUUGGCAAUUUUGGCUCAUGAGUUAGGUCACUGGAAGUAUAACCAUAUCUGGAAAAGGAUUGGUGUUAUGCAGUUAAACUUGCUAUUGUUAUUUGUAAUAUUUUCAAUAAUGUUCAAAUAUAAUGCGCUAUAUACUGCUCUUGGUUUCCCAAAUGAUGUACGACCUGUAUUAGUUGGCCUUUUAUCAGUUAUGCAAUUUGUAAUGGCACCUUAUAACACCAUACUCAAUUUCUUCAUGAUUGUACUGACACGAAAGCACGAGUUUGAAGCAGAUACUUUUGCAGUAAAACUGCAUUUCUCAGAUUCCUUAAAACAUGCUCUGUUGAAAUUGCACAAAGACAAUUUAGGAUUUCCAGCCAACGACUGGCUUUAUUCUACUUGGAACCACACUCACCCAACAUUGUUGCAGAGGUUGAAUCACAUAGAUGAGAAGAAGCAAAAAUAGCUAUACGCUUAAUUUUUUAUUUAAUUGACAACAAGUUUGUGUAAAUAUAAUUUUGUAAUUU
Molecule: messenger RNA, 1469 nt
Organism: Ctenocephalides felis (cat flea)
Lineage: Eukaryota; Metazoa; Arthropoda; Insecta; Siphonaptera; Pulicidae
Product: CAAX prenyl protease 1 homolog
Exons: 2
Coding region: 89-1408 (439 amino acids)
Biological process (GO): CAAX-box protein processing
Cellular component (GO): endoplasmic reticulum membrane
Molecular function (GO): metalloendopeptidase activity
Source: RefSeq, a predicted model, not a curated record